AUGACAAAUACAUGGCGCGGCGUACGGCAGACAGACGAUUCGGAUGUCAGUUCAAAGCAUAACCCGAGAGCAAAAGCACAAAGCAAAUCAGCAAUCCCCCGAAGAUAA
Chondrus crispus (carragheen) is the source of this 108-nucleotide messenger RNA. RefSeq lists its product as hypothetical. The transcript has a single exon. The record is from RefSeq and is a predicted model, not a curated record. NCBI's taxonomy places the organism in Eukaryota, Rhodophyta, Florideophyceae, Gigartinales, Gigartinaceae. Bases 1 to 108 code for a protein of 35 amino acids.